AUUUCUUUCUUCAGCAUCAACGAAUACAAUCUUUCGAAUUAUAAUGGCAAUAUUUGCAAAGUUCUUUAUCACCAACGCUUACUCGUCUUCGUCUGUAUGGACGGCAGAGCUGUUCCCAACAUUCAUAAGGUUAGUAAUAUCAGUAAAAGUUAAAACUUAGACAUUAUGCAAAAAGAUCUCAGAAUAUUGAAAUGAUGGGUUAUUUCAUUCACUGUUUUUGUGUUGUCUCAUACUAAAUUACUUCUUUGUGAUUUCACUAUCAGGAGUAUGGCGUUCAGCUUUGGCUCAGUGGCCUCAAUUGUGGGCUCAAUUUGUGCAAGUUAUGUAAUUUGGUUGGUUAGUAUAUAAUAUCAUUCUACUUUGGUAUAUGAAAUUCUAACAUGUAAAUUUGUAUAAUUCGAUAUGAACAUGGUUCGUUUUUUGAAAAAUGCUCUAGGCUUGUUUUUAGCUAUAUUAUAACUAUGAAUAACUCAUUGGCUGAGCUUGUUCGGUCCGGACUGUAGGAAAUUAGUCUCGUUCUCUUUUCCUUUGUAUUUUGGCCUCGGUCUAUGUAUAUAAACGUUAUCCUAUGGUGCAUAGUCUCAGUGCCUUUUUUAAGGAAUUUUCACUGAAGGGGCAAAAUAGGGAAAAAGUCAGAACGAAAAAUAUGAGCCGUCGAGGUUUGGCGAACGCGCGAGCCUGAAGAGAUUUUGUAAAACUUUAAUUUAUUAACUUCACCUAUAUUUUACUUUAAACAAUAACUUCAACUCUUUAUAGCUAUAAUCGUACAGCUAUAACCAGUGGCGUAGGCAGACCUUAAUUUUUUUUUUUGGGGGGGGGAAACCUCAUGCCGAAGGUGUGAGACUGUCUAGGAGGGUCCAGGGGCAUGCACCCCCGGGAAAAUUUUGAAAUCUAGGGUCCCUGAAUUGCUAUUUCAAGCAUUUUGGGAGUGAAAUAUCUAGCAGAAUUCCGAAGAUUAUAAAGUACAUCGAAGACAUGAAUUUUUCCAGACAUUUCUACUCGGAAUUAAAUAAAUUGGAAAAGUCAUCUUGAAAAAUAGGAGGAGGGGUCAGUGUCACCUUAUUUCCUCUCUGUGAUGCUGGGGUGGGUGGUGGGUGUUUGGGAGAAAAUCCCAAUGUGAUUUUGAUCAGAAAUGUUGCAUUCAAAUCAUUUUAGGUUCUAUGAGACACCAUUUCCCCAUUCUCAAAAUUGCGUUGCUUUUUCAUACGAUACAGAAUAAAUCUGAGAAGAAAUAUUCAUGCUAUGUAUUUAACAGUUAAAAAUCUAAACUAAAUCUAUUCUUUUUGGAACUAGCAUUUUAUCGGAUUGUACGUUUGCAUGAAAUCUAUCGCUAGUAUGAAAUACUCGGUGAAGAACAAUAUGAAUUACACACAAGAUGGUUGUGGAGGAGGCUAUGGAAGGGCAUAAUCUCAUUAUCAAGUAAAUCGACUGCAAUUCUGACAGCAAUCAUGAGCAAUUCUGCUUCGCACUUCGGGAGCAGAAAUGGCUUUACUGGGGGGGGGGCAAAUUCUUUCCCUGGGGGGGGGGGGCAAUUGCCCCCCCCCCCCCCCCCCAGAUAUAUAGUUAAAAAAGGCACUGCAUAGUCUGCAGGAAAUUUUUGUCUUUGUUCACAGGAAAACAAUUAUUUUUCCAGCCCUAUCUGGUCAUUUUGUAUUCAGUAAAGUAUUUUGCGAAUGUUUACAAUCUUAUUCGCAAUCAUUUGUUAUUUCAAACUAAAUGUUGGACCAACAGUUACUGUAUCAACUUUUUAAAAACAAACUUUCAAAAAUUUGACAACAUUAUUCAUUUUCACUUUCAGAUAAGGAUUCAUCCGAUGCUUCCAUUUGGAAUCAUGGCAUUCUUCUGUUUACAGGCUUCUUUCGUCGCCAUGUUCCUACCAGAGACAAACGGCCAGCCCACUCUGGAGACUCUCCUAGAUAUGGAACCGAAAUUAGUUCCAACAUCGAACAAAAAUGGAAAAGAUGAUUGCAUUCUGGAGGAAAAACUUUAACUAGUUUCAUUCUAAACAACUGUUGACACGGCUUUCACUUUUUUCAAAGUUUACUGGCAUAUAUAGCUAGCUGGUGAUGGAAAAAGAUGGCUGAUACCUUCAUUACCUAUGUAUUGCAUUCCGACUAAUUCUCUUGCAAUAGAAGUAAACGAAAAUCGGAAUAGUUUGUGUCAGUGUAGGCAUAGCGACUGUAACGGCUGCGGAUUGAGAGAGAUACAGGAGAACUUCGAUGUUUUGAGCGAAGGCCGUUCGUCCCUACUUCGAAGUUCUGAAUCUAUUUUUCAGCUAGUUGUUACCUUAUUAUUAACUUUCACUCCCACCCAGGGG
Paramuricea clavata is the source of this 2317-nucleotide messenger RNA. The record is from the annotation of a GenBank genome assembly. Lineage: Eukaryota; Metazoa; Cnidaria; Anthozoa; Malacalcyonacea; Plexauridae.